AUGGUGUCCAAGCUGGCUGGGGAGAUGAUCUUGGUCAGGAAUGUGGACAAGUUCUGCCAAGCAGCACUCCGGGCCUUCCAGCAUGGCGCUGCCGAGACCUACAGCAUGACUGGCAGCUACCGCCUGACCACUCUGGUCAAUCAUCUUGCGCCGGACUGUCGCAGGCAAACGUAUUCCGACUGGUAUGCCACGGUGGCGGCGCGGUGUCAGAGCUCUGACGGCCCUUUGGCUGCCCUCCUACCCCACCUCCAGGCUGAGCAUCCGCCCUUCACCUCAUUUCACCAGGAGCUGUCAGCAAAGUGCAGGCAGGUGCUUGGCGACCAGCUGGCCGAUGAGCUCCGGGAGGUCUCCGGCUAUGCAGCUUUCGCGCGAGCCCUGGACUCGCCUGCCGAGCCAUGCCUUGCCGCCGCAUCAUCACUUGUGCCGGAUGGAGACCGUGCCCUUCGCCUGGGUUGCCCGAUCGACUCCCUGACUCGCCCGGGCUUCGGCGAAAAGGCCUCGAGGACGUGCGGCGGCUGUGCUGCGGGACAAAAAGGUCUGCCAGAGCCCACUGUGCCAUCCGGAGUGCAGGUGAAGAAGCUUCCCUGCGCUUCUGGACAGUUCUUCGGCCGCCUGAUGCAACGGGGCAUCAAGAGCCAAAUUGGCCAAAUUGUAGGUCGCUUUGUGGAAGACGUGUUCAGGGUUCAGGUUAGAUGUGCCCACAUGCCAUCAACCUUCGCUUUAAAGUGCGGCUCGCCCAUUAUCGGCGAAGAGCUCGGGCGGCAGAGCGUGAAGAAUUCGGACGUGAUCGGGACGCCAGGUGCCACGCGUUUCUCCUUCUUCAAGGAGACAACCCUAAAGCCCUUGAGCCUGUGA
This is a messenger RNA of Symbiodinium natans, 855 nucleotides long. Lineage: Eukaryota; Dinophyceae; Suessiales; Symbiodiniaceae. The record is from the annotation of a GenBank genome assembly.